AUGGUGAAAGAUACGACUUAUUACGAUAUUUUGCAGGUGUCAUACGAUGCCACACCGGCUGAAAUCAAGAAGUCUUACCGGAAGUUGGCCAUCAAGACACAUCCGGAUAAGAAUCCGAACGAUCCUGAUGCGCAGACGAAGUUUCAGGAAUUAGCGAAGGCCUACCAGGUGUUGAUCGAUGAAGACUCGCGGAAAAAAUAUGACCAAUUUGGUUUGGAUGAGUCUAAUGGAGAAAUACCUAUGGAUCAAGAUCCUUAUGAGAUGUUAAUGGCUGUGUUUGGUGGUGAUUCUUUCACAGCAUGGAUUGGUGAGUACGGAUUGUUGAAGAACUUCUUGAGUGAAUCCGAUCUGUUCCAGGAGGAGGAUGAGAGCGAAGGCGACAAGAGUGAUUCAGCAGCACCAGCUAAUGCAGAGAAUGGCAGCAGCUCAGAGCUGACCAAGCAUAAUGGGAAGAAGGCCUCUGUAGAGAGGGAGAAAGAAAGAGAGAAGGAAAAAGCCAAACGUGACAAGAUGCGUGAGUUCGAAGAAAGAAGGAUGGAGGAUCAGCGGAAGCAAGUCGAAAUAUUGGUUAACAACUUGAACAAGAAAUACGAAGAGUAUACUGCUUGUAUAAAAAGUGGAUCGGAAGACGAGUUCUUCAACAAGCUACAAAAGGAGAUUGAUGAUAACUUGAAGUAUGAGAGUUUCGGUCUGGAACUAUUGCAGUUAAUAGCGUCCGUGUACAAGAGAAAAGCUAAGAACUUCAUCAUGUCCAAGAAAACCAAAGGGAUCAGUAAGAUAUUCACUGGUACGCGUGAAAAAGGUAAAACCGUAAAAUCAAUGUACAAGACCGUCAGUGCAGCAAUGGAUGCCAUGAAAACGCAGCAAUUGACAGAAGAUAUCGACUGGGAGGCUAUGGAUCCAUUCGAACGUGCUAAUGUUGAAACCCAAAUUCAAGGUAAAUCCAUGGGCUUAUUCUGGGCUUUGAACAAAUUCGAAUUGGAACAAAAGUUAAAGUUGGUUGUAGAUAAACUGUUGGAUGAUAAGUCCGUGCCUUCAAAGACUAGAAUCGACAAGGCCAACUUCUUAAUAAUGCUUGCUGACAGAUUUAGCUCUGCUAAAAGAAACCCUGAAGAUAUGGAUCCAGUUAUCUUGGAAUUCGAAGAAUUGGUCAGAAACGCGAAACACAUUAAAGUGAACGCCCCAUUAAAACCAAAAUCUGCAGAAGUACAUCCUGUUGAAAACACCAACCAUGCGGGUGCCAUUCACCCACCUCAAGAAAAUGCAAACUAA
Molecule: messenger RNA, 1272 nt
Organism: Kluyveromyces marxianus DMKU3-1042
Lineage: Eukaryota; Fungi; Ascomycota; Saccharomycetes; Saccharomycetales; Saccharomycetaceae
Gene: CAJ1
Product: Caj1p
Exons: 1
Coding region: 1-1272 (423 amino acids)
Biological process (GO): protein import into peroxisome matrix
Cellular component (GO): cytosol
Source: RefSeq, a predicted model, not a curated record